Kuraishia capsulata CBS 1993 is the source of this 765-nucleotide messenger RNA. RefSeq lists its product as uncharacterized. Bases 1 to 765 code for a protein of 254 amino acids. Lineage: Eukaryota; Fungi; Ascomycota; Pichiomycetes; Pichiales; Pichiaceae. Gene Ontology annotation, biological process: response to oxidative stress. Gene Ontology annotation, cellular component: nucleus. The transcript has a single exon. The record is from RefSeq and is a predicted model, not a curated record.
AUGGGAGAAGGCCUCAGAGACUCCACCAGGAGUAAGCUCAGGAAGGCUUUCAGCAUGAGCAGCUCCAGGUCAAGCUCACCGUUCCAACAGCCGUCAAAGUCGCCAUCGCCGUCCCCAAUAGGGUGGGUGGAUCCUCCGUUGACGAAACUGGAGCUGACAGGGUACAAGACAGCCACCAAACAGCGACUGCUCGAUCUGGGAUUGGCAGAGGACCUUAGAUUGCACUUGCCGUUGAGACUGCAAAUAACGCACAAUUGGAAGCUCUGCUAUUCGUUGGAGCAGAAUGGAAGCUCAUUGAGUACACUGUACAGCUCCUCACUCCCUGACCGGUCGGAAACCGGCAAGAAGAUCGGGUAUCUUCUGGUGGUUUAUGAUCAGAACCACGACAAGUUUGGGUGCUAUCUGAACGAACACCUCAGGCCAAUGGAUAGAAGGGCUUAUUACGGAAAUGGCGAGUGUUUUUUGUGGAAGGUGGAGAAGGGCCGGAUUCCGAGUCUUACUGAAGACCUAACAAACUCGUCUAGCUCCUCACUUCCUGUGCAGUUUCGGCUCAAAGUUUUCCCAUACACCUCGCUGAACGACUUCAUCAUAUACUCGAAUCACAGCUUCAUCUCAAUCGGUUCGGGAAACGGUAAGUUUGGUCUCUGGAUAGACGAGAACUUAGUCAAAGGUGCCAGUUCGACGGUGGAUACGUUUGGCAACGAGCCGUUGAGUCGUGAGGAACAGUUCCAGGUCAUGGGGUUGGAGAUCUGGAAGAUCAUAUAG